GCUGCUAUAAGUAAAACCGGUAAUUAGGAAAGUCGGAUGGAAAUCAAGUUCUGUCGAUAUGUCUACCGUUGCGGAAUUUCUGAGGUUGCUUGGGGGUUCCGAAGAAACCCAGGACUUCGAGCGCCGAGGUAUGCUUACGUCAUUGUACGACGAGCACUUACGCCGCCACCUGACGCCGGUCAUUCUGGAACCUCCCGACAACGACGGUGUCACAGCGUUCCCCGAUAGCGACGGCGAAUGGGAUGGCAUGGAAGAAGAAGAAGAAGAAGAAGAAGAAGAAGAAGAAGAGAUGUCGAGGUUGGAAAUCCACUUUGACGGGGGAGAGUUGAUGAAUAUUGUGAUGGUGACGGAGGACGAGCUGCGGGAUCUACAACUGAGGCUGACGAGGGCUCGAGAAGCGGCGAUUGACAAGUCGUUGACGGAGGUUGGGGCCGCUUGGGAAGAAGGCCUGGAGUGCUGCGUUUGUUUGGACGAGAUCUGUUGCGGGCCUGGCGGGGAGGCCCACGAAGAAGAAGCCAGGCCCAAGAGGACGCCGUGCGGCCAUGUUUUCCAUGGAGACUGCAUCCGUCACUGGUUGAAGGUCGGCACCGAGACUUGUCCUGUCUGUAGGUUUCAGAUUUUGCCGCCGCAGCCGAAUGUUGCUUGAACUUUGUAUCGACAAAUUUUACAAUGCUAUAUAGUAUUGGUGCUUACAAUUUAAAAUUGUACAUUUAUGUUAUGGUACAACUUCAGAUUGUACCUAUACUUUGUGUACAAAUUCUUCUAUGGUAUAAUUUGAACUUGUACCUUUAUGUGAUGGUACAACUUCAAGUUGUAAAGUUGUACCAUAACAUAAUGGUACAAAUUGUUUUAUGGUACAACCUAAACUUAUACAUUUAAUGUUAUGGUACAACUUUAAGUUGUACAUUAAAACACCAAUACUAUAUAGCAUAGUAGAAGUGCUCGUUCCGUUCCGUCCUUCACAUAUUCUGUGCAUGCACAUGACUAAUUUGGGCCUAGGAUAAAAGGGCAAAUUCAUUUUACGAUAUAUAGGCUCCUUCUGUAUAGAUAUCAUCUACACCCGGAAAGCCGUAUGCUUUGGAAGAAGCUUGUACAGUUUGGGAAGAGGUUUUGAUUGAUCAAAAAGAAGAAUCUACUUCAACCGAUAUGCCCUUAGGCACGGCCAUACAUAACAUAGAAAUCACACUUGGAAAGGGUGGACAAUUAGCUAGAACUGCAGGUGCUGUAGCGAAACUUAUUGCAAAAGAGGGGAAAUCGGCCACAUUAAAAUUACCUUCUAGGGAGGCCUAGUCCCAACUCCCAAAAGACGUAUUUUUUGGCUUCAGUCUAGCUACUGUUUCAUUGCCUGCUUGCUUGCAUUUUAAUGAAGUUUAUCUUUGCGCUUGCUACUGUUUAAUUUAUACUUGGUCUCUACCUAAUAUGGGUUGUUAAGACGAAGAGCUUAAUUAUGUGGGAGUAUGCAUGACUUAAACUAGGUUAUGAUACAAAGAACAAUAAAUCCGCUUCCCAAAAUGCAACGCUGAAUUAGCAGAAGCAUCAUGUUGAAGAAGUGGCUAAUUAAGACUCACAAUCACUCUCUUUAUGCAUGUACGUUGUUGUGGCAGAUGAGUUCGUCUUUCGAAUAAUAACUUGGCCACACUGCUAAGAGGAUUCAGAAAUUAAAAUCGAGUCCGUGCUAAGGAUUAAUUAAGUUCAUAGAGUAUAUGAAGAUAGUUAAUGAAUGCAGAUUGCUUGGUGAAGAGUUAGAGAGACUAAUUAAUGUGGUAGAAAAGAGUUUUCAUCACAAUUCCAAAAUUUGUUGAAGCUAUAUAAGAUCUCAACUCUUGAAGAGACUCCAGAUCUGGCUAGUUUGACUAUCACAUGCAAUCAUUAACUCACUACAUGCUACUAAAUAAGUUCAGAAGCACGAUCAUAAGUGAGGAUAACUCAUAAGAAGUUUGGUUGCAAAGCAACAAAAAAGUACUAGGUCAAGACCAAGAAGGUUUCUUGAAACUGAAAGACACCGUCUGACCGUUGAUAGCGGUUUGCGGUUAAACCGCAAUCCAUCCUAUCAAUCAAUUAAUACAACUAAUCAAUUUUAAGCGGUUUGGUUUGACCGCACCAAUUAUAUUAUUAUUAUAUAUCUUUAAAAGAACAAGUUACUAUUGCAUCGUGUCCCAUCACAAGGGUUCUUUUUUUAAUUAACCAAAAUUUGUGGGGGCUUUUGUGCAUUAAGGUUCUAAUUAAUUCUUUUAUGAUAAUUGAAUCCAAAUUGAACCCAAAUCAAUGGGUAUUCAACCUACUUUGACCCGGUUAAGACAAGUUGAACCCUAUGUUGAUGAAUUUUGGCUUGGAGGAGUUUUUGUGACAUUAAGUUAAACCAAGUUGAAGCCGGUUUACAAAUUUUCGAAUUGAACCGGUGACAAAUUUGUUUCUAACCACGGAGGAGUUUUUGUAUAUUCUAAUUAUUAGUUUAAUUAAACCCGGUGUUGAUGAAUUUUGGCUUGGAGGAGUUUUUGUGACAUUAAGUUAAACUGAGUUGAAGUCGAUUUACGAAUUAUUGAAUAGAACCCGGUGACAAAUUUGUUUCUACCACGGAGGAGUUUUGUAAUUCUAAUUAAUUAACUUAAUUGAA
Linum trigynum is the source of this 2614-nucleotide messenger RNA. The record is from the annotation of a GenBank genome assembly. NCBI's taxonomy places the organism in Eukaryota, Viridiplantae, Streptophyta, Magnoliopsida, Malpighiales, Linaceae.